CCACUUCCUGGUGGGAUUUCUUGGGGGAAUGCAACGCUGCAUCAAAGAUGGCUUAUUAUCGACUAUUAUUUUGUUCAUUUAGGUUAAACAUUGUGAAGGCAUAGGAGCUAUAUUGCACGGUGGAGAGCUGGUGGUAGUUGUAACGAGCAGUGUUGGCACUCUCGUUGCACUACGCACUGCUUGCUCUCUUCUUGCGCUAACUUGUCCCACUCUGCUAGCUAGUUAGCUCACAUAGUAAAUAUUGGCUAGCCUAACUAGCUUGCUUACUGUUGAUUGCUAAAAUGGCCACCAUGGAGAAAUUGAUGAAGGCCUUUGAGAGUCUGAAGUCAUUCCAGCAGCAGCAGGGACCACCAACCGCCGAGGAGCUGGUUCAGAGGCAGAAAAAGGAACAGGCGACCACAAAGAAGGACAGGGUCACACACUGCCUGACAAUAUGUGAAAACAUUGUGGCUCAGUCUCUGAGAACCUCUCCAGAGUUUCAGAAACUACUGGGCAUCGCCAUGGAGAUGUUCUUGCUCUGCAGUGAUGACAGCGAAUCAGAUGUCCGUAUGGUAGCCGAUGAGUGCCUAAACAAAAUAAUCAAAGCUCUGAUGGACUCAAACCUGCCCAGACUGCAGCUGGAACUGUACAAAGAAAUUAAAAAGAAUGGUCCCUCUCGGAGCCUAAGGGCAGCUUUGUGGAGGUUUGCUGAGCUUGCUCACCUCAUUAGACCACAGAAAUGCAGACCCUACCUGGUCAACCUGUUGCCAUGCCUCUCUCGAAUCACCAAGCGGCAGGAGGAGACUGUACAGGAGACUCUGGCUGCUGCUAUGCCCAAGAUCAUGGGGGCCUUGGGGCACUUCGCCAAUGAUGGCGAGAUCAAGGUGCUGCUGAAGUCCUUUGUGGCCAACUUAAAGUCCAGCUCCCCCACCAUCAGGCGGACCGCUGCCAGCUCAGCCGUCAGUGUGUGCCAACACUCCCGACGCACCAGCUACUUCUACACGUGGCUCCUUAAUGUGCUGCUGGGUCUGCUGGUUCCAGUGGAUGAAGAACACCCCAGCCACCUAAUUCUGGGGGUGCUGUUAACCCUUCGCUACCUGAUGCCUCUGCUGCAGCAGCAAGUCAACACCACCAGCCUCAAAGGAAGCUUUGGAGUCAUGAGGAAAGAGGCUGACGUUCAGCCAACACCUGAACAACUGCUGCAGGUGUACGAGCUGACCCUACACUACACACAGCACUGGGAUCACAAUGUGGUCACAGCAUCCCUGGAGCUCUUGCAGCAGAUGUUCAGGACUCCCCCACCAGAGCUUCUGCACAUGCUCAUCACCGCAGGCAGCAUUCUUCACGGCACUGUUUUCCGCCAGGACGCAGAGAGCCGUGCACGCUCCAGCAGCAUCCUCGAGCUCAUCGCGGGGGGAGGGUCUUCCUGCAGUCCACUCGUUCUCAGGAAACCAAGAGGUAAAAUGCUUUCGGGGGAGGAGGAUGGUUUGGAUGAUGACACAGAGAGAACAGACGUCACAACUGGUGUCUUCACAGCGGCAGUCGUUGGUGCAGACAGUUCCUCUGCAGCGCAGGUGGACAUCAUCACCGAGCAACCACGCUCCUCCCAGCACGCCCUGCAGCCCGGCGACUCCGUGGACCUCAGUGCCUCCUCGGAGCAGUGCGCAGGCGGGGCAUCCGCAUCCGACACUCCUGAGUCACCCAACAACAACGAGGAGGAAAUGCUGAGUCGCAGCUCCAGCGGCGGGGCAAACGUCACUCCAGAGACGGCUGACUACACCACGCCAGAGACAGAGGGCGGACCCUUAGGAGAAGGCGCGACUCUGCUCAGCGCUAAUGAUCGCUCGCUGCCACCCAGCGACUCCUCCCAGACCACCACAGAGGGGCCGGACUCCGCUGUCACACCUUCAGACGUAGCAGAGCUGUCGCACACUCCCUUGCCGCAGGUGAUUGAGCAGUCUCCUCCCUCGCCAACUUCCACCGAGGGUCCCGAUGCCACUGACAGCAACUCUUCUGUCUACUCUGCUUCCUCUUCGUCUUCUUCUUUCUCUUUCUCCUCCUCUUCCUCCUUCUAUGCCACCUCCUCCUCUGCUAGCACUAGUGACAAGGUGCUGGAUGGCAGUGAGAGCCAGUACUCCGGGAUGCAGAUUGGGACAUUACAGGAUGAAGAAGAUGAAGGAGCGGCACCUUCCUCUCAAGAAGAACCAUCAGAACCAAUCAUGCAGUCGGCCCUGGCGCUGAGCAAACCGCAUCUCUUUGAUGGCCGAGGUCACAACCGGCAGGGUUCGGACAGCAGCGUGGACCGCUUCAUACCAAAGGACGAACCUGCUGAACCGGAACCUGACAAUAAGCCUUCACGGAUAAAGGGUCCAAUUGGACAUUAUACCGAUCAGGGGGUGGAGCCACUGGUGCACUGUGUUCGGCUUCUUGCGGCUUCUUUCUUGCUGACAGGACAAAAGAAUGGUCUGACCCCAGACAAGGAGGUGCGAGUGAGCGUGAAGGCUCUUGCAGUCAGCUGUGUCGGGGCAGCAGCAGCGCUGCACCCUGAAGCCUUCUUUAAUUCCCUCUACUUGGAGCCGCUGGACGGCGUUCCAGUUGAAGAACAGCAAUAUAUCAGUGACAUCCUGGGCCUCAUUGACCAUGGGGACCCCCAGAUCAGAGGGGCCACAGCCAUCCUCUGUGCAGCUAUUAUACAAGCUGCUCUCACCAAAACACGUUACAACAUACACACCUGGCUGGCCAGCGUGCAGAGUGCAACAGGUAACCCUCUGUCCCUGGUGGACUUGGUGCCUUUGCUCCAGAGAACUCUGAAAGACGAAUCCUCUGUCACCUGCAAGAUGGCUUGCUCUGCAGUGAGGCAUUGCAUCAUGACUGUGUGCAGCAGCACUUUGAGUGAGCUCGGCCUGCAGUUGGUGAUAAACCUUCUUGCUCUGAGGGACUCCUCCUAUUGGCUCGUUCGCACAGAGCUUUUGGAGACCCUGGCUGAGAUGGACUUUCGGUUAGUUAAUUUCCUGGAGAGGAAAACCGAGACGUUGCACAAAGGGGAUCACCACUACACGGGGCGGCUGCGUCUUCAGGACAGAGUGCUGAAUGAUGUGGUCAUCCGUCUGUUGGGGGAUGAUGACCCCAGAGUCCGGCACGUGGCUGCCUCUGCUGUCAGCAGGCUGGUCUCCAGGUUGUUCUAUGACUGUGACCAGGGCCAAGUGGACCCCGUGGUGGCUAUUGCACGGGACCAGAGUUCAGUCUACCUGCAGCUGCUGAUGCAUGAGACACAACCGCCCUCCCAGUUCACCGUUAGCACAAUCACCAGGACGUACCGAGGCUACAACUUGUCUAACAAUGUAUCCGAUGUCACAAUCGAGAAUAAUUUGUCCAGAGUGGUUUCGGCCGUCUCCCAUGCUUUCACCUCCUCUUCCUCCCGAGCACUGACUUUUGGCUGCUGUGAAGCCUUGUCCCUCCUGGCUACAAAUUUCCCAGUGUGCACUUGGAGUACGGGCUGGCACUGUGGCUACAUCAGCUCCAGUAGCAGCUUUUCUUCCCGCUCUAGUCUCAGCCGCAGCAGAGGAAGGGCCCUUAGUGUGUCUCAGCCUAGCAGUGCUUCAGCCUCUUCAACCACCUCUUCAUCUGCACCGGACAACGAGCGAAGGACUCUAACCGUAGGAAUGGCCAACAUGGUCCUCUCUUUGCUCUCCUCCGCCUGGUUCCCACUGGAUCUUUCUUCACACCAGGAUGCACUUUUGCUUUCUGGCAAUCUUCUUGCUGCGGUGGCCCCUAAAUGCAUGCGCAACCCCUGGGCUGGUGAGGAAGAAGGCAGCGGCGGUAGCGCCAACCCGAACCCAAAUAAGAUGGAGGAGCCAUGGGCUGGCCUGUCGGAGCGCUCCCUGGUGGCCAUUGUGGAGCAGCUCUUUUCUCACCUAUUAAAGAUCCUCAACAUCUGUGCCCAUGUGCUGGAUGACAUACCACCCGGACCUGCAGUCAAGGCCACUCUCCCCUCCCUGAGCAACACCCCCUCCAUCAGUCCUAUCCGCCGAAAAGGCAAGGAGAAGGAUGCUGCUGAGCCCAGUGCUGCUCCAAUGAGCCCAAAGAAAAGUAAUGAGGUCAACACAGGCCGGCCAGCAGACGGCACUGGGUUAACCGCCAUUAACAAAUCUACCACCUUCGGCAACUUCUAUCACCUGCCGCCCUACCUCAAGCUCUAUGAUGUCCUCAAAGCUACACACGCCAACUUCAAGGUGACGCUGGACCUCCACAGUAGCCAGGAGAAGUUUGGAGGUUUCCUGCGUGCCACGCUAGAUGUUCUGUCUCAACUCCUGGAGCUGGCCACACUUCAUGACAUCAGUAAGUGUGUGGAGGAAAUCUUGGGCUACCUCAAGUCCUGUUUUUCCAGAGAACCAACCAUGGCUACUGUUUGUGUACAACAGCUGUUGAAGACUCUUUUUGGCACCAACCUGGCCUCCCAGUGCGAGGGCAUCUCGAGUGGACCCAGUCGCUCCCAGGGCAAGGCUCUCCGUCUCGGCUCAUCCAGCCUGCGGCCGGGCCUCUAUCACUACUGCUUCAUGGCACCGUACACUCACUUCACUCAGGCUUUGGCUGAUGCUAGUCUCCGUAACAUGGUGCAGGCUGAACAGGAGCAGGACACCUCUGGAUGGUUUGAUGUGAUGCAAAAGGCUUCAAACCAGCUGAGGUCCAACAUUGCAAAUGCAACCCGAAACAGAGGUGACAAGAAUGCCAUCCACAACCACAUUCGUCUGUUUGAGCCACUGGUGAUAAAAGCUUUGAAGCAGUACACUACCAGCACCUCCGUGGCCCUGCAGAGGCAAGUACUGGACCUGCUUGCCCAACUUGUGCAGCUCCGAGUCAACUACUGCCUGCUUGACUCGGAUCAGGUGUUCAUAGGUUUUGUCUUGAAGCAGUUUGAGUACAUUGAAGUGGGACAGUUCAGAGACUCGGAGGCCAUCAUUCCCAACAUCUUUUUCUUCCUGGUGCUGCUGUCUUAUGAGCGUUACCACUCCAAGCAGAUAAUUAGCAUCCCGAAAAUCAUCCAGCUGUGUGACGGCAUCAUGGCGAGCGGAAGGAAAGCUGUCACACACGCCAUCCCUGCUUUGCAGCCAAUAGUCCAUGAUCUGUUUGUUUUGAGGGGGUCAAACAAAGCGGAUGCAGGCAAAGAGCUCGACACGCAGAAAGAAGUGGUGGUCUCCAUGCUGCUUAGACUUGUGCAACACCAUCAGGUGUUGGAGAUGUUCAUCCUCGUUCUGCAGCAGUGUCACAAAGAGAAUGAGGACAAGUGGAAGAGGUUGUCCCGACAGAUCGCUGACGUCAUACUUCCCAUGAUUGCCAAGCAGCAGAUGCACCUGGACUCUCCGGAAGCGUUGGGAGUGCUGAACACUCUGUUUGAAACUGUGGCGCCCUCCUCCCUCAGACCUGUAGACAUGCUGCUCAAGAGUAUGUUCACCACACCGGUAACCAUGGCUUCCGUGUCUACUGUCCAGCUGUGGGUAUCCGGUAUCCUGGCGGUUCUCAGGGUCCUCGUCUCCCAGUCCACUGAGGACAUUGUCCUUUCGCGAGUCCAUGAACUCUCUCUCACCCCGCAUCUCCUCUCCUGCCACACAAUCCGUCGCCUGCAUCAGCCGGGUUUUUCCCCAGGUGACCCACCUACUGCCGACAUGCUCCUCAACCAGGAAUCUUUUGUUGAGGGACAAAGGGCCCCACCCGAGGACACCUUUGCCAGGUUCCUUCUCCAGCUAGUAGGAGUGUUGCUGGAUGACAUUUCCUCCAGACAGGUUAAAGUGGACAUUACAGAGCAGCAACACACCUUCUACUGCCAGCAGCUGGGCACACUGCUCAUGUGUCUCAUACAUGUCUUCAAAAGUGGAAUGUUCCGCCGAAUCACAGCUGCAGCCAGUCGUCUCCUAAAGGGCGAGGGUGGAGUUGGACCGACUGGCACCGAAGCCGCUCUUUUUUACCCCUUAGAGGGGCUGAACAGCUUGGUGCAGUGCCUGAUCACCACUCACCCCUCUCUGGUGCUACUUUGGUGCCAGGUGCUCCUCAUCAUCGACUACACCAACUACUCCUGGUGGACCGAGGUCCACCAGACUCCCAGGGGACACAGCCUUUCAUGCACGAAGUUGCUGAGCCCUCACUCCUCAGGGGACGGCGAGGAUGACAAGCCCGAAGAGCGCUUAGCUAUGGUGAACAGAGAGAUUGUACGCAGGGGAGCCCUCAUCCUCUUCUGUGACUAUGUGUGUCAGAACCUCCACGACUCAGAGCAUCUGACCUGGCUGAUUGUCAACCACGUGCGUGACCUCAUCAGCCUUUCCCAUGAGCCUCCAGUGCAGGACUUCAUCAGUGCUGUGCACCGCAACUCAGCUGCCAGCGGCCUCUUCAUCCAAGCCAUCCAGUCUCGCUGUGACAACCUCAACACACCUACAAUGUUGAAGAAGACUCUGCAGUGUUUGGAAGGCAUCCACCUGAGUCAAUCUGGCUCCCUGCUGAUGCUGUAUGUGGACAAGCUGCUCGGUACACCCUUCAGGGUUCUGGCUCGCAUGGUGGACACACUGGCGUGCCGCAGAGUGGAGAUGCUGCUGGCUGAGACACUACAGAACAGUGUAGCUCAGCUUCCCUUGGAGGAACUGGACAGGAUCCAGGAAUACCUCCAGACCAGUGGCCUGGCUCAGAGGCAUCAGCGGUUUUACUCCCUGCUGGACAGGUUCAGAGCCACCGUUGCCGACACCAGCAGCCCCACACCUCCUGUGACUUCCCACCCCUUGGAUGGGGAUCCUCCACCUGCCCCCGAGCUGGUCUCUGCCAAUAAGGAGUGGUACGUGGCCCUGGUGAAGUCUCAGUGUUGUUUCCGUGGAGAUGUUUCCCUGUUGGAGAUGACAGAACUCCUCACCAAACUACCGCCCACUGACCUCCUAGAUAUCAUGAGCUGCAAGGAAUUCAACCUAAGCCUCCUGUGUCCAUGUCUCAGUAUGGGUAUGCAGCGGUUGGCACGGGGUCAGGGGGCACUGUUGUUGGAGACAGCUCUGCAGGUGACCCUAGAGCGGCUUGCAGGGGUCACCGGGUCACUUCCUGUGCCCCACCAGUCCUUCCUUCCGCCUGCCCAGUCACAGCCCUACUGGAACCAACUAGCUGUUGUGUAUGAUGAGCCGGGUUUCUACCCCAGGGUUUUGUCGCUCUGCAGAGCGCUGUCCCAGUACCUGCUUGGUGUGAGCCAGCUGCCUUCCUCACUUCAUAUCCCCUUUGACAAGGAACAUCUCAUCACUACUUUCACCUGCACUGCUGCUGAGGUCGUAGCGUGGCGUCUCCUCCAGAACCAGUUGCCGCUGAGUGUGGACCUGCAGUGGGCUCUGUCCUGUCUGUGUCUGGCCCUGCAGCAGCCCUGCGUCUGGAACAAACUCUCCAGCCUGGAGUACGCGACACACACCACCUCCCUCAUCUUCUGCCUACACCUCAUCAUUGUUGCUGUGGCUGUGAGUCCUGGCGACCAGCUCCUGUAUCCAGAGAAGAAAAAGACGAAGGCAGAGAGAGAUGCUGAAGCAGAUGAAGUUGACUCCGCACAUGCUGAAAACACGUUGGAGAGAAAAGCAUGUGACAUUAUGGCGGAGCUGGUGGAAGGCCUGCAGAGCAUUCUUGCCCUGGGUCACCAUAGAAACAGUGUUUUCCCUGCUUUUCUCACACCAACCCUGCGUAACAUUGUCAUCAGUCUGUCUCGACUGCCUCUGGUCAACAGCUACACCAGAGUACCUCCACUGGUUUGGAAGCUGGGCUGGGCCCCUCAGCCAGGAGGAGAGUAUGGCACAACGCUGCCUGAGAUCCCUGUUGACUUCCUCCAGGAAAAGGAUGUCUUCCGAGAGUUCCUCUACCGCAUCAACACACUAGGCUGGAGCAGCAGAACUCAGUUUGAGGAGACCUGGGCCACACUACUGGGGGUGCUGGUCACCCAACCCAUCACUAUGGACCAGGAGGAGGAGACACAGCAGGAGGAGGACUUGGAGCGUACCCAGUUGAAUGUUUUAGCAGUGCAGGCCAUCACCAGCCUGGUGCUGAGUGCCAUGACCCUGCCUACUGCUGGCAAUCCUGCAGUCAGCUGUCUGGAACAGCAGCCACGCAACAAGAGCCUCAAAGCGCUGGAAACACGGUUUGGAAGGAAACUUGCAAUGAUCAGGGGCGAGGUGGAGAGAGAGAUUCAGGCACUUGUGUCAAAGAGAGACAAUGUUCAUACGCACCACCCGUACCAUGCCUGGGACCCUGUGCCCUCUCUAUCGGCAGCAUCAGCUGCUGGCAUGCUGAUCAGCCAUGAGAAGCUGCUGCUUCAGAUCAACACAGAGAGGGAGUUGGGCAACAUGGACUACAAACUGGGACAAGUUUCUAUCCACUCAGUGUGGUUAGGUAACAACAUCACCCCACUGAGAGAGGAAGAAUGGGGUGAGGAUGAAGAGGAUGAAGGAGACACUCCGGCACCCACCUCCCCGCCCAUGUCCCCUAUCAAUUCAAGGAAGCAUCGUGCAGGUGUGGACAUUCAUUCAUGUUCCCAGUUUCUGCUGGAGCUGUACAGCCAGUGGAUAAUCCCUGGCUCCCCGAGUAACAGGAAGACCCCGACUAUACUCGUCAGUGAAGUGGUCCGAUCGCUGCUGGCGGUGUCGGACCUGUUCACAGAGAGGAACCAGUUUGACAUGAUGUUCUCCACCCUGAUGGAACUGCAGAAGCUCCAUCCACCGGAGGAUGAGAUCCUCAAUCAAUACCUUGUGCCGGCCAUCUGCAAGGCAGCUGCGGUACUGGGAAUGGACAAAGCAAUGGCGGAGCCUGUUUGUCGCCUGUUGGAGACGACCCUACGCAGCACCCACCUGCCCAGCCGCAUGGGAGCUCUGCAUGGAGUGCUGUAUGUGUUGGAGUGUGACCUGCUGGACGACACAGCAAAACAGCUCAUCCCCGCCGUCUCUGAGUACCUGCUGUCCAACCUCAGGGCUAUCGCUCACUGUGUGAACUUGCAUAACCAGCAGCAUGUGUUGGUAAUGUGUGCCGUGGCUUUCUACAUGAUGGAGAACUACCCUCUGGAUGUCGGACCUGAUUUUAUGGCUGGAAUCAUACAGCUGUGUGGCGUGAUGGUGUCGGCCAGCGAGGACUCGACCCCCUCCGUCAUCUAUCACUGUGUCCUGCGCGGCCUGGAGCGCCUCUUGCUGUCGGAGCAGUUGUCGCGCGUUGACGGCGAAGCUCUGGUCAAACUCAGCGUGGACAGAGUCAACAUGCCGUCCCCACACAGAGCCAUGGCCGCCCUCGGCCUCAUGCUCACCUGCAUGUACACCGCGGUGCUUGCGUCGGGUUCAGACGUGACAGGGGUUAGAGGUCAGGUUGACUCUGGCUCUGCCGUAGCAGAGGCGGUGGGCGUCACAGCCGGUCAUGUUGGUUUCUCCCCAGGAAAAGAGAAAGCCAGCCCUGCCAGUCGCCCCGCCCCCUCUGACCCUCAGGCGCCAGACAGCGAGUCGAUCAUUGUUGCCAUGGAGAGAGUCUCUGUGCUCUUUGACAGGAUCCGGAAAGGUUUACCCAGCGAGGCCCGGGUGGUGUCCAGGAUUCUGCCACAGUUUCUGGACGACUUCUUCCCGCCACAGGAUGUCAUGAACAAGGUCAUCGGAGAAUUCCUGUCCAAUCAGCAGCCUUACCCACAAUUUAUGGCCGCGGUCGUCUAUAAGGUUUUCCAGACCCUCCAUGCCACAGGCCAGUCUUCGAUGGUGCGAGACUGGGUGCUGCUCUCCUUGUCCAACUUCACCCAGAGGACACCAGUGGCCAUGGCCAUGUGGAGCCUCUCCUGCUUCUUUGUCUCUGCCUCCACCUCCCAGUGGAUAUCAGCCCUGCUGCCGCACGUGAUCAGCCGAAUGGGCUCCAGUGAGGUGGUGGACGUCAACCUGUUCUGCCUGGUCGCCAUGGAUUUCUACCGGCACCAGAUUGACGAGGAGCUGGAUCGCAGGGCUUUCCAGUCUGUCUUUGAGACUGUGGCGUCGCCGGGCAGCCCUUAUUACCAGCUGCUGGGCUGCCUGCAGUCAAUCCACCAGGACACAUCGCUCUGAGGGCAACGGACUGGGAAGGACACAAAGGCACACAGAGAGAAGGAAAGCGAGAGAGGGGCGAGAAUGAAGCACAGUGUGGUAGACCGGGAAAUUAGAUGGCCAUGUUGUACAUGUCCUCGUGUUGCAAUGAAGGGGGACAACAGAAUGUUUCAUUAUAAAAUAAAUCUACUAUAGCCUCCCUCCUUUUACACUGAUGUGAAAUGAGUAAAACUACUGAAAGCAGCAUAAUGAAUUCUGCAGAAGAACGAGGGCAGAUCUGAAUCCUUGUCAGCUUUAUGGCUUACGUUAAAGGACUGUAAGAAGAGUCCACCUACUAAAGGACACCGGCUGCAAAACCUCCGUACCAUGGCUCUUCCACAGAACAUUCCUCCAGGUGAAUGACCUUAACCUCAAACACCUCCUCCUACCCAGCACCUUGAUAAAACAUAAAACAAAUAUAACAUUACACAAAUAUUGAAUUUGUCUAUUUUCCUGUGAGGACUUGCUUGAGUAUUGUGAUGUCAGUAAAGUAAUAUAGAGAAGGAACAAAAAGAACAACUAGAAAAUGCAAAGUAUUUACUAUAUUUAAAGUUUCAUCUAUUUUUCAGUGCGGCUGUGUAAAAGAUUGCUUAUGGUGUUGUUAGGACACACGAUGGGUCGGACAUGCCGACUUAAUGUUGUCAAUAAUUAGUGUCUUCAAAGACCUUUUUUAUAUUUAAGUUACUUGUGUCUAUACAAGUUAAAUACUACAUAUUUCUUUGUGUAACAAUGAUCAUUAAUAGCCAUAGUUCCUUGUUAUCUUAUUUGUUUUCUUCCAAGGGACCAACUUGUUUGCACUCUUUGACAAGUUGUUACUUUCUGUGGCCCUUUCUGCAUGUUCUAGUGAAUGGACAAAGAAUUAGACAGGUAUGUACUGGGAGUAAUAUAAAGGCUCUUCUCAACAGUUCGAACUGUAAGGCCGCAUUUAAUAUGGUGGGCAAUGUCGAGCACGUAUAAUACCAAAAUUGCGUUGUCGCUAAUGAUUUUUUUUUUUUACCACAUGUCUGUCUCGUCCUUUUUAAAAAAGCAAUUGUAUACUCCCCGUGUACACCUGAAUGACUCCACCUGUCCAUUUCUUGUACUUUUUAAAUACUCAGGAUGUAAAAUGUGACUUGUUGUAAGAUUGGAUGUAAAAUGCUGUCUUUGAAGGUACCGUGGAGAAAAAAAAGUAAUUGUAGUUUGAAGUUAUACACAAGCCAUGGUGCAUGUUAAAAUCCAAACUUUAAAGAUGAGCGAUCUUAACAUGGACAGUAAGAACACUUUAUUUUCUGUCUUAACACACACACGAUCAGCAAAUGAAGAAUCGGUGAGUCGGCAGAAGGCUGAGCGCCAAGUAUUUCGUUGAAGACCUUGUGUUGCCUGGGAGAUGCUGGGCGGCGUUACUCUGUACAUACACUUGCCUUAGAUGAAGACUGUAUAUACACGUAUGUCCUGUACACUGACGGCAUGCUUAGCAUUACUGCUAUUUUCUUGCAUAGUCCUUAAUACUGUAAUUCCGUGGGUGGAUGCGGUUGCUAUGACUGUUGUGAGGAAGCGUUGCGACACAAUCCAAAGGGAGCCUUGUAACCAUAGAGACCAACAACAGCUUUGACAAACGAGGUGAUGCCACGUGACGGGGAGUAUUCUGUCUUUGUUGGGCUUUAAAUAUUGUUUUUGUUCAAGUUAAAGAUAGCUAAAUAUCUCAUUGUCUUUGUCCAACAUAUUUAACACACCUAAAAACUCAGAAGUUCCUCACAAGUCAAUGUUAGGCGCUUUCUUGAUAUGCAAUGAGUCCAGCAGUGCAUCAAAGUAAAAACAUCAUGGCACUUUGUGCUCAAUGUUCACCCUUCAGAGCAACGUAACACAAUGUAUUCACUCAAUAAAUGACCAGCUCUGCAGCUGUCAUUUAAAUUCCAUUGUGAGGCCUCCCUAAAGUAGAUUAAAUAGGCCUAAACGAGAGUCCUGUUUAUAGUUAUACAGCUACACAGUGUCUUCAAAGUCAGUUUGGGUAUGCGUGGUGAGGAGAACUGCAGAUGACUGAUACCGAUUUGUUUUUUGAAGUACUUACAAAAGCGGAUUUAUGGGCCUAUUCUUCUCUGGUCUCCAAUAAGAAGAGCAGGGCACUGCGUGGGGACCCCUGCAGGGCGGCUAAUGCGAUUACCCAGAAUUUCUUUGUGGUUUGGGGAAAUGGGCGUGGAGGUCAUGUUCAACUGAUUCGACAUGCUUAUCUUUAUAACUUUGUUUUUCCUCCGCAGAAGAUUUUAUGGUUAUUGAUUUUGGCCUAAUGACAAAGCUGAGAAUCAAUGCGGUUUCAUUUUUCUUUACAUGCGCCACAAUUUCUACUCUUUCAAAUAGUAUGUUGAUUGGCUUAAAAAAAACUAUUUCCCCUUUUCUGGAAAUAAAGUUUAGUGAGAAAAUAUAUUUAUACAGUCAUGAUGGUAAUAGAAGUAAAGAAUUAUAUGAUCCCCUAUAAUUUCUUGUCUGAAUCCAACAGGACUGCCGAGCCUUCUCACUUUUCUUUUUAAUAUGCUGUAAAGUAAAAGGAUUGUGUAUUUCAGUUCAUUUGAAUAUUUUCAAGAGAUAAUCACUGCAUAUGAGCUGUUGUAGAAAUUAAUAAAUUAUUUACAGAUGUUAAAUGUGUGAUAUUUGUGAAUAAAAUGAUAUCCAUCAGGAGAACCGAUUCUUCUCAGCCACGAUGACGUGCGAGUACCAAGUGUUUUGUUUUUUGUUUUGUUUUUGCGCUGCACACGCUAAGUGUCUCAGACUUUCGAUGAUGUCCCACGCUGCCUCCUCUUCCUCGG
Messenger RNA from Pungitius pungitius (ninespine stickleback), 12841 nucleotides. RefSeq names its product huntingtin (gene htt). NCBI's taxonomy places the organism in Eukaryota, Metazoa, Chordata, Actinopteri, Perciformes, Gasterosteidae. The record is from RefSeq and is a predicted model, not a curated record. Gene Ontology annotation, cellular component: nucleus; cytoplasm. The coding region runs from base 282 to 10043 and encodes 3253 amino acids. The transcript has 68 exons.